UCAUACCAGGUUUUAAUAUUAUAUAAGAAGCUAACGUCAAAUGAGAUGAAGAUGGCUGAUUUUCUGAAAGAAUUACCAAGUCAUAAUGAGGACAAUUUUACCAGAUUCCACACAGAUUCCAGCUGUAGAUCAAAUAUGAGAAAACCAGCAGUGUAUAUAUCUACUGUAGAUCAUCCCUCUGAACAAGUCAUUACAACAGAAAAGACAAACAUUUUGUUACGCUAUUUACACCAGCAGUGGGACAAAAAGAAUCAGAAUAAAAAGAGAGACUUCAGUCGAGCUAGUCUAGACUCUGCAGAGAGCAGUUCCUCAUCCAAAAUGCCUCGGCUGAAUACGGAUGAUGUAUCAUAAAUAGUGUAAUACAAAUAACGCGUCAGACAAAUCCAACUAUUCCUGUGUGGAGAGAUCCGUCGUUCCAGCAAGCUUAAUAUUAAGCAACAGUUUAUGUUCACACGUUUUCUGUGACAUACUUAUUACUGAGAUAGUGCUGGAGGGACGAUCAAAGGCAGUAUUUGCGUUUGUUUGUACGUCUGUGUAUAUGUUUAUUAGGGAUGUAUGUGUAAUUGGAGGGUUGGGAGGGGGUGCGGGGUUAGACAGAGAAAUACAGCCUAGGCAAUUGUUGAUACUGUGCUUGAGAGUGCCUUUGUUAUGCAUUAUGAUAGUUUUGAGAAAACGCUCUGUAUGGUUUUUUUUUUUAAAUAUUCGAUUUUUUUGUUUCGUUCAUUGCUGCUUUGCGACAAUUUGUUGUAUUAUUAUCUUAAAGAACAAUUGUCAUGUAUGAAGGAUAUGUUGAAUGUAUGAAUUGUAUAUUUUUCUCAAAAGUUCAACUGUUGAUAUUGUCGGCUUUCAAAUGUUCAGAUGAUCUGUUUAUGUAGAUUGCUUAGAAUAGCUUUUAUUAACUAGCAAUACAUACGUGUUAAUCAUUUAGUUUCAAUGCCUCAGUGUUAAGGGUUUCCAUCAUUGUCUAUAUAGACAUCAAUUCUAAGUCAUGUGUACCAUGUACGUCAGAUGGUUUCUCCCCUUCAUGACCACAGACCACACAAUAGGGGAGUCUCAGGACACAUCAGCCAUGCUUUACAGUCGUCACUUAGGAAGGAUAUUGGAUAUUUUAUGGUGUAUUUGUAAUAGUUUAAUAGUUGAUUAUUUAAUGUAACAAUUUAACAUAAAGUCAUAAAUCACUGAAUUAACAAUAUAAAGGAACUCAAAACAGUGGACUUUGUUAGUACUUGCAGAUUUGGAUCCUACACUUUGUCAGUUAUUAUAGAUGUACUGUAUUCUGUGAAGUCAGUGAAGCAACACACUGAAUGUUGCAUAUCAGAUUUUUUAAUUGUUUUGGUAUCAAUUCACAUUAAUUCUAAUGAAUUUAUAGGAACAUGUUAUUAAAAGAAAAUGACAAUGAACUUUAUUCUCAAUAAACUGUGUUUACAGUGUAGAGAAAAUAAAUACUAAUUGCAUUGUGAAGAAAGAUUAGUACAUUAACAAAGAGAGCUAACUCUCUCAAUAAUUGUAUUUAAUAGGUAUUAAGGUACCUCACUUCACCUAGACUUAUACCUUAUAAGACACUGCGUCACAAGAUGGUGAUUUAAAUGUUUUGUUAAACUGUUUAUAUCGUUUGAUUGGGUUGUGUAUCGUCGUAGCUCAGUGGUUAAAGUAUUGGGCUUCUGAACUGCAGAUCAUGAGUUCAAAUCCGCCUGCAUGGAGCUUUUGUUCAUGUUUACUGAAUUAAAUUUUCGAAAUUGUAAUUUUUCAUCCAAAAUUGCACAUUAUUUUGCCUAUUAGACUUAAAUACUUCUUGUCCAUUAGUAUAUCUAUCACAGUCAAGUCAUUUCCUGCUGAUUUGAGAAAAUAUUUCAAGGUGUAGUGAGCAACCUUGACCUUAAUGUUGGUUUUUGUUUGAUACAUUAAACAAUACUUCAAAUUUUGAAACAUUUUUGAUUUAUAAUAUAUUAGUAAAUUUGGUGAAAGAAAUUAUCUCUGUGAACAAUUUACAUUCUGAUCCCUUUGAGGGGGUCUUAUUAAUGAAGUAAAACCAAAUGUAUAUUACUGAAUAUGAUGCUUUCCCUAAUUAUCUGAUAAGCUGAAGAACUCUGAUUUCAUUACAUAUGAGAGAAAUGAAACAAAACAGUAAAAU
This is a messenger RNA of Magallana angulata, 2131 nucleotides long. RefSeq names its product DET1- and DDB1-associated protein 1-like. Gene Ontology annotation, biological process: positive regulation of proteasomal ubiquitin-dependent protein catabolic process. Bases 46 to 351 code for a protein of 101 amino acids. The transcript is spliced from 5 exons. Lineage: Eukaryota; Metazoa; Mollusca; Bivalvia; Ostreida; Ostreidae. Gene Ontology annotation, cellular component: Cul4-RING E3 ubiquitin ligase complex. The record is from RefSeq and is a predicted model, not a curated record.